Molecule: messenger RNA, 1159 nt
Organism: Belonocnema kinseyi
Lineage: Eukaryota; Metazoa; Arthropoda; Insecta; Hymenoptera; Cynipidae
Gene: Vps20
Product: charged multivesicular body protein 6
Exons: 4
Coding region: 135-776 (213 amino acids)
Biological process (GO): late endosome to vacuole transport via multivesicular body sorting pathway; vesicle budding from membrane
Cellular component (GO): ESCRT III complex; multivesicular body
Source: RefSeq, a predicted model, not a curated record
CGGUUCUCGGCAUCGGGCAAAUAUCUUUGCUUUGGGUAUCGGGUGUUGUGGUGUCUGUCAAAAAUUGUCGACACCUACAUUUUUAUGAGUAGGAACUAGUCUUUUUGUCCAAUUAUACAAAAAAUAAUUAAAAAAUGGGCAUAUUAUUUUCUAAAAAGAAACACGUCAGUCGUAUUACGGAGCAGGAUAAAGCUGUCUUACAAUUAAAACAAGCACGUGACAAGAUUAAAGUUUAUCAAAAGCGAAUCGAACAAAGUAUCGAAAAGGAGAGGGAAAUAGCGAAGAAAUUAUUAGAAAAAGGGCAGAAAAAUCGAGCUUUGCUUUUACUGCGUAAGAAAAAGUUUCAAGAGCAGAUUCUUUCCAAGACUGAUGGUCAGCUGGACAAUUUGGAGCGUAUGACGCAUGAUUUGGAGUUUGCUCAAAUAGAAACACAGGUAAUCGAUGGACUGAAACUAGGAAAUACAGCGCUCAAGAAAUUGCAGGAAGUCUUGUCCAUCGAUGAGAUUGAAAAGGUUAUGGACGAGACAAGAGAGGGUGUCGAAAAACAAAACGAGAUCAAUGACAUUCUGAUGGGCACAUUGACUGACGAAGAUGAAGCAGGCGCUGAGGCUGAACUUGAAGCAUUAUUAGAGUUGGAUGCAAAGGAAGCCAUUCCUGAGGUUCCAGUUGAUGUGCAAUUACCAGAUGUACCUGAAGAGUUGCCAAUGAAAGAAAAAGUUACUGCCAAGAAAAAGAAGGAGGAUAAAAUUAAAGAACCAGUUGCUCUUGAGGCGUAAAUGGCUUACCAACAAAAGCUUCGCAGUUUGUAUAUAAACUUGUACAGUUCAUACAGUUCUUUUAAAAAGAAGUCGUACAUUAUUUAUCUACAUAGAUAUGGUGUACAAGGAUUCGAAACUAAAUAGAAAAUAUGAUUCAAGUAUUUUAAGAAUUACAUGAAUAUCAACCAAAGUGCAAUAAGCAGAGGAAUUCGACUUUCACAAUAUUUGUGGUUAUAUCAUAGUAUAGUGACUACUUUCCUUACCGUAGAAUAAGAAUGAUGAAGUUUCUAUAAAUUGUAUACAAAGAUUCGUAAUUGACUGUUCAAAUCUAUAAAUUAGGGCUUUUUCACAUGUUACUAAGUGCUCGAUCUAUGUUUGCAAGUACGUCUCUUUUUUUCAUG